GCCGCGGCGUCUGGUCGGCCGGGGCGAGGCCCGGCGGAGCGGGGAGCGGAGGCUGAGCCGGGGCCGGAGGCUCGCCUCGGGGCCGGAGGCCGGGAGGCUGCGGAGCGCAGGCAGCAGAGGCGGGGAGGAGGAGGAGGAGGAGGAGGAGGAGGAGGGCAGCGCCAUGACUCAUUUGCAGGCAGGUCUCUCCCCCGAGACCCUGGAGAAAGCCCGGCUGGAGCUGAACGAGAACCCCGACACCUUGCACCAGGACAUCCAGGAGGUGCGGGACAUGGUCAUCACCCGGCCGGACAUCGGCUUCCUCCGCACCGACGAUGCCUUCAUCCUGCGGUUCCUGCGGGCCAGGAAGUUUCAGCACUUCGAGGCGUUUCGCCUCCUGGCCCAGUACUUUGAAUAUCGCCAGCAGAACCUGGACAUGUUCAAGAGCUUCAAGGCCACAGACCCGGGCAUCAAGCAGGCGCUGAAGGACGGCUUCCCCGGCGGGCUGGCCAACCUGGACCACUACGGCAGGAAGAUCCUCGUCCUUUUUGCUGCCAACUGGGACCAGAGCAGGUACACACUGGUGGAUAUUUUGCGUGCCAUACUUCUUUCUUUAGAAGCCAUGAUAGAAGACCCCGAGCUGCAAGUGAAUGGGUUUGUUUUGAUUAUAGACUGGAGCAACUUCACCUUCAAGCAGGCCUCCAAGCUCACACCAAGCAUGCUUAGAUUAGCCAUAGAAGGCCUUCAGGACAGUUUUCCAGCUCGUUUUGGAGGAAUACAUUUUGUCAAUCAACCGUGGUAUAUCCAUGCCCUCUACACAGUUAUACGGCCCUUUUUAAAGGAGAAGACACGAAAAAGGAUAUUCCUGCAUGGUAAUAACCUCAACAGUCUACAUCAGCUAAUACAUCCUGAGAUCCUGCCUUCAGAGUUUGGAGGAAUGUUGCCCCCCUAUGAUAUGGGGACGUGGGCAAGAACACUGCUAGACCAUGAAUAUGAUGAUGACAGUGAAUGCAAUGUGGACUCCUUCAAUGCUCCCCCAAAAGAUAUAGAAAAGGAUCUCUCUCCCAAGUCCAUGAAAAGGUCUCAAUCGGUGGUGGAUCCUGGGGUGCUAAAACGCAUGGAUAAGAAUGAGGAAGAAAACAUGCAGCCUUUGCUUUCCCUUGACUAACAGUUCCUGAGCAUCGGGCAUGAACUGAGGUGGAAGGCAUUGCCUCUCAGCAACAAGCAAACCAUCAGGAAGGAGUGUACCAGCUGGAAUCCUAUUUACUCACAUUAAUGUAGCAUAAUGGAAAUGGGCAGAAAGCUUUACUAUUCUGCCUGAAUUCUGGAUGCCCUGGGGUGAAAAAGAGGAGAAGAAAUAAGGAAAGUAAAAUAAAAAAAAUGAAAUAAAAUAAUUUAAAAAAUGAAUCAAUAAUUUAUUCUGUAAGUGCCAACUUGUUUGUAAAUACGAUAUAAUCCUCCACUUUGACUUUGUAAGUUAUGGUAAGCAAAUGCUAUGGAAAUAAAUGACUAUUAAUUAUAUCAUUGAAGUGCACCAUACAAAAGAGAAGAAAAUGUGUGCACACAUGCGUGUACACAAAUAGAGACACAUACUGGACAAGGAAAAAUAUCAAAGCCAAUUAAAUGUUAUCCUUCUUGUAGGAAGCCAUACUGCAGCUAACAUAUUGACUGCUGUUUUGUUCUCUCUCUGCAAUGCUCAUGUAGUGUGCAAAGAUAAAGAGGGAAUAUAAGAACUUGGAGAUGCUGUAACCAGUCGAGUAUUUCCUCAAUGUAGGAAUUUAUUUCCAACUAACAUUGUGGCUUAGGAUUGUGAUUUAACAUAAACCAUGUAGCAUUGUGAAAAAGAUAACAGAUGAGCUGGAACCAACUCUUUGACAGCUUUGUUGUUUGGCUAUAUGAGUCUGUGAGGUUUUUUUCCUUAACUAUUUUGUUUACAGUUUGCAAGUAACUUGGCUUGUUACCCUAAUCUAGGUGUUAUAAUAUGGGCCAUAAUGGAGUUACUUCUCUUGCAUUUUGGAUGCAUGUCAAGAAUUUUUCCAGAACUCUGUUCUCCCUUGGAAUGAGAAAGUACAGUGUAAGAACCAGUAUCUGAAAGUAAAGCUUGACAGCAGAGGUUAAAGUUAAUCACUGAAUCCUGUGCACUGGGAGACUUGGAUACAUAUAUAUAUAUAUUUUUACCAAUCUCUGACAAACUUAUAAGGUUACAUUGUUAGACAAGUAUGUUUCACUGAAGGUUUAUACAGGAAAUCAUACCUAUUCAAUGUACUUAGAUAUGCUAUAGAUUGUAUAUUGAGAUGAUGUCAUGAAUAAUAUAAUACAACUUUCCAUAGAGCAAUGGCAUUCCACUCCAAACAAUAUGAAUAAGUUGUAGUCAAACAUCUCAGCCUAUGUUUCUGGGGCACUUUUGUUUUGGUUAUAGUGUAAAUGUAUAUAUUGAACAUGUGCCAUAAUAGAAAAAUACAUCUUACCUCAAAAAGGCAACAGGUUUUGCUAGGAAUUAAGUCAGCUGAAAUGCAGAGGCUGUGUCACCUUUUUUGUGUGCUGAUGUGUAUGCAAUCUAUUGUAUACUGAGACAAGAAUACAUCCAUUAAAUAGCCAUGCAUUUCUUAUUAGGACUUAGCUUUGCAAUCAGAAUGAGAAGGCACAGGAUACUCACCAAAACAUCUGAAUAAUUAGAGAUAUUGCAACAGCAUAAUCUGGACAAUGCAGGGACUAGUUGAGAAUACUCUCAACAGCUGACCACAAUGGAGGAAAUAGCUAAUAGCUACCCUGCCUCUGAAACUCUGUGAUUUAAACAGUUUCUUCCAUUACUUCAGUGAUCAUUGAAGUUUCAAAGUUGCUGGUUGUAGGUCACUUUUCCUUCCCGGGGUGAUUGCAGAUGUAAGAAUAAGUAGGCCGUAAAGAGUUAAGAGAGUGCAGAGAGUGAAAUCUUGGAAAUGUGUCAUCCCAGAAUUUAGAUGUAACUCCUAUGGUGGCAACUUUGGUGUUCCUCAGUGCUGAGACAAGCCAAUCUCUUCCAGCAUUAACCUUGAUUAGCUCAGGCAGCAUGCAGAUAAAGCUCUUGUCCUUGAAACAUUGCUAAGUAGAGUAUGCCCCAACAUGCAAUCAUAUUACAGAAUCUUGUCUAACUAGUCAUCACCUUUCCACUCUCUUAUUUCUGUUUUCAUGAUACAAGUUAUGAAAUGCAAAGGGAAAAGAUAUGUAGCCUGAACUUGAGAAGUGUUUGUCAGAGGCAAUUCCAGAAAGUGUACAUGGGAACUGUAGGUGCCUACAUCUUUGCAGUUCAUCCUACAAGUUUUCAGUAGUAAAAACUUUUGUAUUAGUACUUCUGUGCUUUGAGGGGCUUGAAAGACCAAUGAUUUCUUAACAGCAAUUUUAUUCAGUUCUGUCUUUCAUGAAUCUUGUAACAUCAUGCUGUAUAGGUAAGCUAUAUCUCUAGGGUUUAUGUAAGUGCCAUAGUUGAACGCAUGUUAUACAUACCCAUGUUUAUGGCUAGUAGAAUUGUGUAUUGCCAUAGAUCUGAUUCUUAAAUCCUUGUCAGAUAAAACUGUAACAUCAAUAGAAAUUUUCUCCUUUAAGGGCUUCAAGAUUUAGUGUUCCACAUUUAUGCAAACUGUGCCAGUGGUGAUCAAAAUCUUCAUGGAUGCUUUUGUAUACAUGAGCCAAACCUUGGUGUAUGCCAGCACAAUGCUGAUUGCAGAGUACACCAGCUGUCUGGUCAGAAAAUGCAAAUGCCUCUUAAAUCCUUACAGAGUAUCUUUGUAGGAAAAUAUAUCUGCUCAAUUGUAUGAAGCUUCUGCACACCAACUGAUAAAUUUGUUUUGUUUAUGAAUCCUUUAUUUAUGCACUUAGCUGUAAUUUAUGUAAUGUUUUCUGGUGCCUGAGUUCAGCUUGCGGUUAAUGAGUAUUAAUAUAUUAUUUUCAGAUAGCGAAAGUAGGAUAUACUAGAAAUUUGCUUAAUUGGGUCCUUAUCUUUCACCAAGAACGAAAGUACUUUUUCAGUAAGAUCCUCACUGUUAAAGAGUUGGGAUACAGGUCUUCUUGGCUGCAGUUUUCAUUUCACUGAAACAAAUUUUUGCAGUGGUAACUGCAGUUGUGAUAUUGGAUAAGAAUCUGAAAAUGGGUAAGAAAAAUAAUUAUCCUUCACAUGCUCUCAGUAUUCUUUGAAGGCAUUUCUCUUUUACUCAUUAGAGUACAUAAAGGGUUUCCUCCUUUCCCUUGCUUCUUGUAGAAAAUCGUUAUAGGUAGGUCAAUUUUUAAUAGCUGAAAUUUGGACUGAAAACUUUUUCCAAUCUUUAUUACUGUAGGAGUUGAUGUUGAAUUUUAUAGCAGAAUUGAAUUGCUAAAAAUAGAAUUCAGAUGCUUGGGAGGGUCAUUUUUAUUUCUUACCUUCAAUGUAUAUUGGGUAGAAUAAAUCAUGUUGUGCUUAUGCAUGCUGAUAUGCAUAUCAAAAGAAAAAAUAAAUCCUGCAAUAUGAGGAACUUAGUGGAAAGACUUGAUAUACCUGUCCAAGCAGCCAAGUAAAAUAAAUAAAUAAAUAAGCAAACAAAUAAAUAAAUAAAGUAGAAGAAAAGUGUAAAAUAAUUUUAUGCCUUUGGCAAGAUCCCAAAAUGUUCCCCUAAACAGUAUCUCUUCCAUGAAAGACUUGGAUGGAAAUAUAUGGAGAAGUUAUGGAAACUUUCAUGCUCAAAGACUUGAUCUUGUAAUUGCAGAUGUACAACUCUGUUGGCUUUAUAAAGACAGGUAAUCAGUCCCCCUAAGCUCCAAUAAACGUGCAGGAUCCCAAUAGUUAUUAAAUGUAAAAUAGCUUUAAGAUGUCUUUACAGAAAUGUAAAUUUAUUGUAUAGCAUAUUUAAAAAUAUGUUUUGCACUCUGCAAACAUACUAUGCCUAGACACAAAGAAUAUUUACAGAGGUGUACAUAAGGAAAACACAGAAUUAAAGAAAACAGAAGUAGAAGGGACCUCAAGGAGUCAGCUGCAUUGAUGUGUGGAAGAGCAGUUUAGCUUCAGUUAUGUCUCUCUUAAGAAAUUGUUUUUAUUCAGUACGUUGCAUAGGAUGUUCUUUGUAUCAUUUAAACAAAUCACAGCAAAGCCUAAGCACAAUACCUGAUAAGAUUGUAAAUUGAGAGUAUUUUGUUAAUGUCUUUUAUGAUUUACCUGCUCUCUUUGGGAAAUUAAAAAGUUUGCCAAGUGUAAUAAUUCUACCAUUUAGAAUUAUCUGGGAAACAUUUUGCAAUAAGCUCUGGUCAUGUCCCUGUUAUACUUUUUGUGUUAUUAUCAAUGUAAGUAAUUGUCCAGAUUUUUGAAAAAGUCAUGUUUGGAAGAGCAUGCAAGAGAGAAAAUUCAAAAUAAGGCUUCAGAAUUUUGUUUAGAAUAUUAAAAUAUUCUUUGAGGCUGGGGGAGCUGAGUUUGUUUUUGAUAAUCUUUAUUUGCCUCUGGGGAAAGUACUUUUGAACUAUCAACAACAUUGGGUACUGGGACAAAUAUUAAGAUGAAUAUCAGUGAAAAAAAAAAAAAGGAAAAAGGUCUCAAAGGAUUGCACCAAAAAAUCACACAGCUGUGUAAUGUCAUUUUAGUAAAAGGCAUUUUGUGAGUAGCUUUAGAGCACGGACUUGUGGUGCUGAGAAUAGUACUUUCAUCCACAAAGUUCAAAGCACACUAAGAAAUCAAGAAAAUAAUAGUUAUCCCAUUUCUCAGGUAGCAAAAUAGAAACACAGCCACUUAGAUAUAUUCAAAUCUCAAUAGAAGACAUUUGUGUUAAGUUUAUGUACAGCAAAAGUGACACUUUGAUCACUCAGACUGGUUUGAACUGAAAGAGAGAAAAUAUUUUGUAUGAAAACAAUGUCUGGCUGUUGAUUCAGUCAUGACUAGUUUCCUUAGAAAAGCCCUAAAUAUUUUAGCUUGAGCCCCUUACAAAAUAGAGAUGGUCUGCUUGAGCUAUAUCUGAAUGUACGUGCCUUUUGCUGAGGAAUUGAUAAAAAGGGUAUGUCCCCAACAUGCAAUGCCUUUGUUCUCCAUGUAAGUAAUGGAAAAAAAAAAUAAAUUCUGAAGACCUGAUCCCGAAGACUUUACAUCCAGGCUGCCUGACAGAGAACUCUGAACUUGGCAAGGGACGAUCUCCUCUUAAGGGCCUUGAACAAUAUUUAUGUCCUAUUAAUUAUACAGGGAACAUUGGCAUUUAAAGGCAUCUUGAAGUGACCUCAAAUGAAAGUGCAAGCUAGGUAGGUAGGACCCCACAUCCUGUAUUGCCUUGUAACCUUCAAUGAUGCUGUGUCAAGGGUCUGUAUUUAGCAUAUUAACUUGGACAUAUCCUUUAGUCUGUAUUUCAACUUUCAGUUGUGUGGGAAUUUUUUCAUAUCAGAUUUUGAGAUCUUGAUUUGUUUCCUUCAUACAGGUCUGUAUCUGCAAAAAAAAUGACAUUGACCCCUGUUGGAAUGCACAACUUGCAAUAUGAUUUUGCUGUUAAAAAUAACAACUUGUGGUAUGCUGGGCAUUGGUGCAGUUGAGACAUAGGUCACAAGACCCCACUACUUUGUCAUUCAUUCUCCAGUGUUUUGUGUGUAUAUACUGUUUUGAUUGAUAGCAGAUAUAUCAAACUCAUAUGAUAUGAGUUUUUUUUAAAAAAAAAAAAAAACUUUCAGUUUUUUGCAGUGAGUUCAAAAUCUGAGUUGGUGGUAUUGCUGUGGAAUUCAACUGGAAAGGAAACACUGUGUAUAAUCAAAACAGAGACUGGUACAAGGGAAGAUGUUGAUGCUUCCUUAUGGCACACUGUUUAUGUUAAAACAUGGCCAAAGUAUUUGUCAGUAUUUGACUGACUCUGGUCAGUCAGCUCUUUUGUUUCAGAAUCAGUCACACACAACAAAUCCUCUCUAAUAAAGGUGUUGCAAAGCUUC
Molecule: messenger RNA, 6873 nt
Organism: Cygnus atratus (black swan)
Lineage: Eukaryota; Metazoa; Chordata; Aves; Anseriformes; Anatidae
Gene: CLVS2
Product: clavesin 2
Exons: 5
Coding region: 164-1147 (327 amino acids)
Cellular component (GO): membrane
Molecular function (GO): phosphatidylinositol bisphosphate binding
Source: RefSeq, a predicted model, not a curated record